UAUUGAUGUGUCCUAUAUUGCAAGAAUUGAGUUCUAGCAGAACUUUAUGCUGCGUGGAUGAUUUUUGACAAUCCACAGUUAAAAGUUAAAAGUCGAAUGUUGACAUAUGUAUUUGAGAUAUAAUAUUUCCAAUUGUUUGGUUCUUUAUGUAGUCCUAAAAUUACAUAUAUUAACCUAACAAAAACUUCACAUUUAAGAAGUAGUAAAGUACUUGUUACAAAAGAUUUGUAAUAGAAGUAAAGAUUUCUAUAAAACGGGUUAACCAUGAUGAGUUUACGUGACAGGCAGAUAAAUGCCUUAAAACAGAUGUUAAAUUUAAAUCAACCCGAACAAAAAUUGGAAGAAGCAGUACCAGUAUGGAAAGUUUUAAUUUACGAUCGACUUGGACAAGAUAUUAUCUCACCAUUAAUAUCUGUAAAAGAACUUAGAGAACUUGGCAUUACUCUCCACAUGCAGUUGCACUCUGACAGAGAUUCUAUUCCUGAGGUACCAGCAAUUUACUUUUGUGCACCAACGGAUGAAAAUCUUGGUAGGAUCGGACAGGAUUUACAGAAUGGUUUAUAUGAUAUUUAUCACUUAAACUUUAUCUCACCGAUAUCUCGACAAAAAAUGGAAGAUUUAGCAGCUGCAGCCUUACUUGGAGGUGUUGUAUCAAAUAUUCACAAAGUAUUUGAUCAAUAUUUAAAUUUCAUCUCUUUGGAAGAUGAUUUAUUUAUUCUUAGACAUCAAAAUAGCGAUGUUAUAUCUUAUCAUGCGAUUAACAGAGGUGAAGUAAAAGACACUGAAAUGGAAUCUGUAAUGGAUAUUAUUGUUGACUGUUUAUUUUCUGUAUUUGUCACAUUGGGAACUGUUCCAAUCAUAAGAUGUCCAAGAGGAAAUGCAGCUGAAAUGGUUGCCAAAAUGAUAGACAAAAAAUUAAGAGAAAAUGUUUGGGACACAAGAAAUAAUUUAUUUGAAAGUGAAACAAGUGGCCAUUAUAGUUUUCAGAGACCACUUCUUAUAAUAUUAGAUCGUAAUAUAGAUAUGGCCACACUAUUACAUCAUACAUGGACAUAUCAAGCAUUAGCACAUGAUGUAUUGGAAAUGGCCUUAAAUAGGUUGGUUGUAGAGGAAAAUGUAGGAAGAUCUCCUGCAGGUGGAACACGAUCAAAGACCAGAGCUUAUGAGCUGGACAAUAAAGAUAGAUUUUGGUGCCAACACAAGGGCAGUCCAUUCCCUAGAGUAGCUGAGGCUAUACAAGAAGAACUAGAACAAUAUCGUACUUUUGAAGAGGAUGUUAAAAAACUUAAAUCUUCUAUGGGUAUUGAUAAUGAGAGUGAAGUAGCAUUGUCAAUGGUUUCCAAUAAUACAGCACGUUUGACAAAUGCUGUAAAUUCUUUACCACAACUUUUAGAAAUGAAGAGAUUGAUAGAUAUGCAUACAUCAAUUGCAACAGGUAUUUUAAAUUUCAUAAAAUCUCGUAGACUGGAUACAUUUUUUGAAUUAGAAGAAAAAAUAAUGUGCAAGCAAACAUUAGAUAGAAGUGUAUUGGAAACAAUAAGCGAUCCCGAUUGUGGUACUCCAGAGGACAAGUUACGUCUUGCUAUUAUAUAUUAUCUUUAUACUAAUAUGUCGGAUAGCGAGUAUAAUAAACUUGAGGCAGCAUUGUCUGCUGCUGGUUGUGAUUUAAAUCCUUUAGUAUACAUAAAAAGAUUGAGAAGUUAUACUAGAAUAGCAGAAAUUCAAAACAGUUAUGAAGGUGGUGGAACUAAGACAGUUAGUAUGUUUUCAAAACUUAUGAAUCAAGGAUCAUCUUUUGUGAUGGAAGGAGUAAAAAAUUUAGUUGUUAAAAAGCAUAAUUUACCAGUCACAAAAAUAGUUGAUGAAUUAAUGGAAUCAAGACAAUCGUCUCAAACGGAUGAUUACUGUUAUUUAGAUCCAAAGCAGCUGAAGCAUACCGAACAAAUGCCAAAGAAUCGACCAACAUUCCAAGAUGUAAUUGUUUUUAUUGUUGGUGGUGGAAAUUACAUAGAAUAUCAAAAUCUAGUGGACUAUGUAAAACAGAAAAGUGGGGCUGGGUUUAAUAAACGAAUCACAUAUGGUUCAACAACAUUUAUUAAUGCUAAACAAUUACUUAAGCAACUUUCGGUUUUGGGACAGGAGGUUCAUUCGUAAAUUUCAAAGAUUAAACAAUUACCUAAAGAAAUAUUUAUCGUUUACUUUUCUUAUAACGUACGCUGAUUUUUCAUAUUGUUGUUAUUGCCUACUUGUAAAAAUGUAAAAUAAAUAAAAUACGAUUAAUUAUUUUA
This is a messenger RNA of Osmia bicornis bicornis, 2288 nucleotides long. RefSeq names its product protein sly1 homolog (gene Slh). Gene Ontology annotation, molecular function: syntaxin binding. Lineage: Eukaryota; Metazoa; Arthropoda; Insecta; Hymenoptera; Megachilidae. The record is from RefSeq and is a predicted model, not a curated record. The transcript has a single exon. Gene Ontology annotation, biological process: intracellular protein transport; endoplasmic reticulum to Golgi vesicle-mediated transport. Bases 265 to 2154 code for a protein of 629 amino acids. Gene Ontology annotation, cellular component: cytosol; Golgi membrane.